AUGGCGUCGCUACACGUGUUCCUGGAUGCGUUGAGGAGUUGUGUUGUUUUCUCGUCACUUGUGUGUUGUUGAGAGUCGCCGUGUGUCGGUGGCUGUGUUCCGUGUGUAGUCGCAGCUUCCGGGUCCGUGUCACGAUGAUCGGAGGAAGAACCGCCGGUUUAUCGAGUGCUAGCUAACAGCGGAGCUAACGUGUUAGCCUAGCCGGAGAACAACAUGUGCAGACGCGUUUCCAGACACUGACAGCGACACGUGGACCACUAGUUAACCUGCUGGUUGGUUUAACUAGUUUCACUAGUUUCACUAACCAGCAGCAUGGACCAGCGGUUCCCCCAGCAGCUGUUCCCCUCCUUCUAUAACAGCGGACCUCCGGACAGUCUCCCGGAGCACUGCGCCGGGACCUGGGGCUGCUACGACCGGGUGAGAGCCGAGGGCGGAUCCGGUCCCGUCUCCAACUGGACCUUCACACCGGGACACCGGGUCCGAGGGGAAGCGUGGCGUCACACCGAGCCGGUACCGGUUCCCCUCCUGUCUCCUAAAAGAACGUUCGAGUCGCAUUCAAAGCCUCCGGAUCCACAGGACUUUAGAGAACAUAUGCAGAACUUCUUCAUGGAUCACUCUCAGGACGCCUUCGGGUGCAUGGGAGAAAUCCUGAGCGAAAACUUCAACUUUCAAAACAGAAAGACAAAGAGCGAUCAGAACUCUGUGAACAUGUGGAUGGUGAAGAAUGUUCUCAGUUCGCUGAACGUUAAAAUAUGUCACCGGACGUACCGCUCCCGGCCGCUGAGCGGGCUCGGGGCGCUGCUGUCGGACGCGGUGCAUUCGGUUCCUCCGGAGCUUCUCGGUUCUCUGCUGUACGAGGAGCUGACGGAGCAGAGAGAACGCAUGUUCUUCUCCGAAGGGGCAACAGGGGGCGCUCUGGCCUUCGUCCCCUUCUCUGAGGAGAGCAGCUCCCGGCGCGGCUGCCUCCUCUACCCAGGAGACCAGGGCCAGAACCAGCUCAACUUCCACAAUGUGGAGCUGCAGCACCACCGAGGAGGCUCCUCUGUUCUGACGCCCAGCGUAGGCGACCCGUUCCGGUUCCAUCUGAAGGCUCCGAUCCGGCAGAUCAGCUCCGCAUCGCUCUUCAACAACUGUUGUGUUGCCGUGCGGUCGGACCACCUGUGCGGCGUCUGGAGGUUCAGCGAAGGAACCGAUCCUCGUCUUCUUCAGGUCGUCAACACCGCAGAGGUCGCGACCUGCGUCAACGCCAGUCCUCAUGUUCUAGGGGAAGUCCUGGUGGCGAGUGAGAGCGGAGCGGUGAACCUGUGGGCGGUGGGCAAAGGGAUGCUGAAGGUUCGGGAGGAGGAAACCAACCUCUUCUUCAACGCCAAGUCGUCGUGGCGAUGGUGCGAGUUCUCCGCCCAUCCCAGGGUGAUGCUGUACGCAGACAGGACGGGGGUGGAGCUCACAGACAUCAGGUCGAGUCCCGCCAGAAGCCACACCCUGUUUCGCAUCAGCAACACCUCGGAGUGUCGGAGCGGAGAGAGACUCAUCCUGUCCAGGUAUCUGGGAGACGCCCACUGCUUCCACCACCUCAUCACCACUCAGUACUCGGCCUACGUCGUGGACGAGCGCUUCCCCGGCGUGCCCAUGCUCAAGUGGGAUCACAUGAUGGAGUCCGCGCCCUUGUUCUGUCACGUCCUCCCUGGCUCCGCCUCCUCCGGUUCAGUAGUGGGCGGGGAUAGAACCACCAAGGUCGUGUUGGGCUCCUACAGCUCCCAGGAAAUCACCAUGCUGCAGUACUCAGGCGGUCGAGUCGAGGCGUGUUGCAGUCGCGGUCCUCCUCAGGCUCUGCACAGACCCAGAGAGAGUCUGAAGCUCCUCCCCAUCCAGAUCCCUCACCGCCUGGAGACCGCCUCCAACAGGCUGUCCUCGCCCGCUGCAGGUCUGACUUGUGUCCAGAAGAAAGCAGGAGAGGAGUGUAUCUGUGUGGUUCAGCUCACCGAGGCCGGAGACGUCUUCUACCAGAUCCUGGAGCCGGAUCGUCCCGACGCUGACUCGUCUCCACCGCGACCUCGAGAGGAAGAGACACCAACUCCACCGGAGAGGAAACCAGCAGAACAUCUGUCCCAGGACUCACAGCUGGUCGUGACGGACACGUCGAGCGAUGGCGAGAUGAUCGGACCGACCCAGGCGGCGCCGAGGUUCGUGGCUGAAACACCAGAGAGGGAGCAGCUGUCUGACUCGGAGGAUUCACCGAGGGGAGGGAGCAGGCGAUGGGCGAAGCAGCUGCGGCUCAACGUGAUUGUUAACGAUGAUCCUGAUCCUGAUCCAGAUCCUGAUCCUGAUCCAGAUCCUGAUCCUGAUCCGCAUUCCGUGGGCGAGGUGGGCGGAGCAGAGACACACGCGGCUGAAGCGCUCGCCGGCUCGAUUCCGCCUGAGAAGACGCCGGACGUGAAGCUCAGCCAGGAAGUCCUGGUCACAUGGAAACGCUGGCUCCAGAAACUGAUGAAGAAGAGUUGUGGAAAGAGGCCACACCCCCAUUCGCUACUUUUCACAAACAGCACCGAGCGUCUCCUCCACCCGCCCGUGGACGGCGAGGCGGGAGAUCCUUCGGAGGAGGAGCUUGUGCAGAGCCUGAGGCGAGAUCUGAGAGCGUGCAUGUCCACGCGCUCGCUGCUGCUUCACUCCACCGUGUCCGCCUCCCUCGCCGCUCCGGACCCGGUGCCGCUGCCCGACGUGGUGGACACGGACGCCUGGGGAGACGAGCUCAGCCAGCGCCUCACGCUGUCGUGGGAGGGGGAGGAGGCGUGGCGGGCGUGGUGGGAGGACAAGCUGGGGCUGAACAAGGAGGAGAAGGUGAAGGCUCUGAGGAGGAAGAGGAGGAGGGAGAAGGCGGCGAAGCGAGCGUCCGGCCAACGCCUGGAGCUGUCGGGGAGCUUCUGCUCCUCCGUCAGCUACCAGGACCUGGGAGGCUUCUCCGACUCGUGUGGGUGGUCCUCUGCGGCGAGCCAGGGGGCGUGGUCAGACAGCGAAGGGAUGACGCCACUGUCCAAGUCCGAGCUCUGGAUGAUGCCACUCGGCCAGCCUGAGCAGCCGGGAGCCACGCCCACCUCAACCCCAGUUCCCACGCCGACCACCACACCUGCCAAACAGAAAGCAGGUGACCAGCGGACCCCCAGCAGCUCCUCCCUCCGCUCGCUGUCGCAGAAACCCGAGGUCACAGCGGCCAGUCUGAAGAGGAGCAGCCGUCCAGCAGAGGACGAUCUUUACUUCACUCCCACGGUGAGGAGCGUCCUGAAGGAGGAGAGCGGCGUGCCGUCCCCUCGGAGGACGCCGCGGGCCGAGGACUUUGUCUGGUCGGGUUUCUCCCAGUCGCUGUCCCAGGGCUCCCAGGCUCGACCGGGGCCGUCCCAGGCGUCGCAGGCGUCUCAGAAGAAGAAGAAGAAGUCACGAAUGGGAUUCUGAUGGAUUUGGAUUUUUCCUUUUGAAAUGAAAAAGACGGUUUCUGGGGGUUUGAUUUUGUUUUGGAUCUACACUGGUUUUUACUCUGGAUUAACUCUGGAUCCCUGAAGAAGACCUGAGGCUGAAGGAGGCGGAGCUUGAGGAGUGAGUGGAAUUUAUUUGAUUUCUGCUCAUGGCUUUUGUUUGCUUAGGUGAUUGUGUGUGUGAGAUAUAAUUAGUAUUUUUUUUCCUCGAUUCCGCAGCAGAACUUAUUGAUUUCACAUCAUUUCUUUAUUCUCUGACUCAAAACCCUAAAAACAGCUCCUGCUUGUGCUCUGGUAUUUUGCUUCUUCAUUCCAGCUUCAGCUCUAUUUCUGUUAUUACAUUGAAAUACUCAUUAAACUGUUUGUAUUUUAAAUUAUUUGAAAAACUCUACACAACAUUAUCUGCUUGUUUAUCUUGAAACGAUCAUGUGACUGAUCUGCUGGUUGAACGGAGGUCAGAGCUGCUGGUCGGUGUCAGACCAGUUUGGCGUCUUCGAGCUAAAGAGAAUCUGUUGUUUGUAGUUUAGGAAUUUCUACAUCCUCCAUCGUGUUAGUUUCACUCUGAGUGUUUGUUUAGUCGAAGCUGUUGGACUGAAAUCUUGAGGGUUUUUUAAUUUUGGUAAAUGAAAGGUCAUCUAGUGGCCAAAUUAUUUUUAUAAAACAUCUUUACUUUAUCUUUUCUAUACAAACAAGAACUGAAUUUCUCAAUAAAAACAAAGACAAUUAUCUGGUGGACUCUGGUUCUCAUUGGACGUCGACAGGAUCAUGUGAAAACUGUAAAAACCAGCUUCUGUAACAUUAAAUCCAUAAUUUUGAUGCUUUAUUUCUAAU
This is a messenger RNA of Limanda limanda (common dab), 4298 nucleotides long. It is a transcript of the gene taf1c, whose product is annotated as TATA-box binding protein associated factor, RNA polymerase I subunit C. Lineage: Eukaryota; Metazoa; Chordata; Actinopteri; Pleuronectiformes; Pleuronectidae. The record is from RefSeq and is a predicted model, not a curated record. Gene Ontology annotation, molecular function: RNA polymerase I core promoter sequence-specific DNA binding. The transcript has 14 exons. Gene Ontology annotation, biological process: transcription by RNA polymerase I. The coding region runs from base 313 to 3447 and encodes 1044 amino acids. Gene Ontology annotation, cellular component: fibrillar center.